Molecule: messenger RNA, 2583 nt
Organism: Ilex paraguariensis (yerba mate)
Lineage: Eukaryota; Viridiplantae; Streptophyta; Magnoliopsida; Aquifoliales; Aquifoliaceae
Source: the annotation of a GenBank genome assembly
AUGUAUCGAAGAAAUCUAUAUCCUAUUUAUAGAAGCUUCUCAUGCGUUGCUACUUCGGUGUCCAAGGCUACACACACAAACACACAAAUAAACGUAACCUACCCAGGUUGGUUUUUCUUCACAAACAAUUUAGAGGAAGUUUUAUCGUCCAAACUUGCAUUAGUCUUGCAAGCUUGUAAUUGUUCAGAGCAUUUUGUUAUUCAACGAGGCCGACAAAUUCAUGCCCAAAUCAUAUUGAAUGGAAUUGACCAUGUGGGUCUUCUGGGUACGAGGAUUUUGGGUAUGUAUGUUCUUUGUGGGAGAUAUUCUGAUGGCAAAAACAUGUUUGAUCAGCUUGAACUGUGCUAUGCUUCGCCUUGGAAUUGGAUGAUAAGAGGGUUCACUAUAAUGGGUCACUUUGAUUACGCAUUGCUGUUUUACUUUAAGAUGUUGGGGUUCGGUACAUGUCCCGAUAAAUACACUUUUCCUUAUGUAAUCAAAGCUUGUGGUGGUAUGAAGGCUGUGAACCUGGGUAAAACGGUUCACAGUACGAUUCGAAAUAUGGGUUUUGAGAGGGAUUUGUAUGUGGGUAGUUCUUUGAUCAAGUUGUAUGCAGAAAAUGAUUGUUUAAAUGACGCUCGUUGCUUGUUUGAUAGGUUGCCUCAAAGGGAUAGUGUUAUAUGGAAUGUGAUCCUUAAUGGGUAUGUGAAACAUGGGGCUUCAGAUCAUGUCAUUAACUUGUUUAGGGAAAUGAGGAAUACUGAAAUUAAGCCCAAUUCGGUAACCUAUGCAUGUGUUCUUUCUGUCUGUGCCUUGGAAACUAUGAUAAGAUUUGGUACUCAGCUGCAUGGGCUAGUUAUUAGAUGUGGGUUGGAGAUGGAUUCUCCCGUUGCUAACACAUUGAUUGCUAUGUAUGCAAAAUGUCAUUGUUUGUUUUAUGCUCGGGGGUUGUUUGAUACGACAUCGCAAACUGAUUUGGUUACCUGGAAUGGGAUGAUUGGCGGGUAUGUUCAAAAUGGUUUUAUGUUUGAGGCUUUGGAUUUGUUUUCUAAAAUGAUAUCAGAAGGUCUCAAACCAGACACAGUCACAUUUGCAAGUUUCCUUCCAUCAAUUACUGAACUGGCAAGUAUAAUUGAAGGUAAGGAAAUUCACGGUUAUAUUGUUAGACAUGGUGUGCAUUUGGAUGUGUUUCUGAAGAAUGCACUUAUUGAUAUGUACUUCAAGUGCAGGGGUGUGGAGAUGGCAAGAAAUGUUUUCUACCAUUGCACUGCGGUCGAUGUUGUUAUUUGCACAGCUAUGAUUUCAGGAUAUGUGCUUAAUGGGAUGAAUAUAGAUGCCAUAGAGAUGUUCAAAUGGUUGAUUCGUGAGCACAUGAAGCCCAAUGCUGUAACACUGGCAUGUACUUUGCCGGCUUGUGCUGGUUUGGUUGCUCUGAAAUUGGGUAAGGAGUUGCAUGGUUACGUCCUCAAAGCUGGUCUCGAAGGAAGAUGUUAUGUCGGAAGCGCAAUAACAGAUAUGUAUGCAAAAUGUGGAAGAUUAGAUCUUGCUCAUCAAGUUUUCAUGAGAAUGUCUGAAAGGGAUGGUGUCUGUUGGAAUUCAAUGAUUACAAGCAGUUCCCAGAAUGGCAAACCAGAAGAGGCCAUCGACCUUUUCCGCCAAAUGGGAAAUGAAGGAACGAAGUAUGACGGUGUCAGUAUAUCAGCUGCUCUUUCGGCAUGUGCAAAUUUACCUGCACUCCAUCUCGGGAAGGAGAUUCAUAGUUUCAUGAUCAAAAGUGCAUUGCGCUCUGAUCUUUUUGCUGAGAGUGCACUAAUCGACAUGUAUGCUAAAUGUGGAAACUUGGAUUUGGCAUGCCGUGUGUUUGACAUGAUGGAAGUAAAGAAUGAAGUUUCAUGGAAUAGUGUCAUUGCUGCAUAUGGAAACCAUGGUCGCCUCAAAGAUUCCCUUCUUCUUUUUCAUGAAAUGAAAGAAGAAGGAUUUGAGCCUGACCAUGUCACUUUUCUUGCCAUAAUAUCUGCUUGUGGACAUUCUGGGCAAGUUGAAGAAGGAAAGUACUUCUUUAAUUGCAUGACCGAUUAUGGGAUUGUACCUCGAAUGGAGCAUUAUGCAUGUAUGAUUGAUUUGUUUGGACGAGCUGGCCGUUUAGAAGAAGCAUUCCAAAUUAUAAAUAGCAUGCCAUUCAAUCCAGAUGCAGGUGUUUGGGGGACAUUACUUGGAGCUUGCCGGGUCCAUGGCAAUGUUGAACUUGCUGAACUGGCUUCAAGACAUCUUUUUCUCUUGGACCCACAAAAUUCUGGCUACUACGUAUUGCUGGCAAACGCACAAGCUGAUGCCGGAAAAUGGGAUAGGGUUCUUAAAGUUCGAAGCAUGAUGAAAGAAAAAGGAGUACAGAAAAUACCUGGUUACAGCUGGAUUGAGGUGAAUAACACCACCCAUAUGUUUGUUGCUGCGGACACUAGUCACCCAGAGUCUGGUCAGAUUUAUCAAUUGCUGACGAAUCUUCUUCUGGAGCUGAGAAAAGAGGGAUAUUCUCCUCGACUUUCCCUUCAAAUGCACCCACAAUCUAUCGGGCUCAACAAACUAGUAGGAGAAAAAAAGUGUUAG